Vanrija pseudolonga is the source of this 1622-nucleotide messenger RNA. RefSeq names its product Lariat debranching enzyme B (gene dbr1-b). Bases 15 to 1622 code for a protein of 535 amino acids. Gene Ontology annotation, molecular function: RNA lariat debranching enzyme activity. Gene Ontology annotation, biological process: mRNA splicing, via spliceosome. The record is from RefSeq and is a predicted model, not a curated record. The transcript is spliced from 5 exons. Gene Ontology annotation, cellular component: nucleus. Lineage: Eukaryota; Fungi; Basidiomycota; Tremellomycetes; Trichosporonales; Trichosporonaceae.
CAAAACACUUCGCCAUGCUUGUAGCAGUGCAGGGCUGCUCCCAUGGCAGCCUCACGGCCAUCUACGACACGGUCGCUCAGUUUGAAGCGCGCAAGGGGCAAAAGGUCAAGCUCCUCCUCCUAUGCGGCGACUUCCAGGCGCUGCGAUCAAGACACGACUUUGCAUCGCUCGCUGUGCCAGUCAAGUACCAGACGCUGGGCACGUUCCAUGAGUACUAUGCGGGCACGCGCGUCGCGCCCGUCCUCACCAUCGUCAUCGGUGGCAACCACGAGGCGAGCAACUACAUGUGGGAGCUGUACCAUGGCGGCUGGCUCGCCCCGAACAUUUACUACCUCGGCACGGCGGGCAGCGUGCUCGUCGACGGGUUGAGGAUAUCAGGCGCGAGUGGUAUCUUCAAGGAGCACGAUUACCGGAAGGGCCACUUUGAGCGCAUGCCCCUCACUGGGUCGCAAGUGCGUAGCAAGUACCAUAUCCGCCAGUAUGACGUGGCCAAGCUCAUGCAAUUGCCUCGCUCCAACUCGUCAAUCUUCCUCUCGCACGACUGGCCGAUCUCCAUCCCCCACUACGGUAACACCCAGGCCCUACUCUCACGGAAGCCCUUCUUCCGAAGCGAGGUGGAGAAGAACACGCUCGGAUCGCCGCCACUGUUGACAUUGCUGGACCACAUCCAGCCGGCGUUCUGGUUCUCGGCCCACCUCCACGUCAAGUUUGCCGCGUUGUACGAGCACCCGGUCAGCGACGACACGGUGCAGAGGAAGCCGACGGUUCCCGUGGCGCCCCAGAUCAUCGACUCAAAUCCCGACGAGAUUUCUAUCACAGAUGACGAGGAGGAGGCUGUUCUCGCCGAGGUGGCUGCCGAUACUGGCAACCCGGACGAGAUCACAUUAUCAGAUGACGACUUUGACGAGCCUGCGGGGGAGCAGACUUCCGCACCAGCAGAGGUAGCCGCGCCCGUCGAGGCACCAGCAGCCCCCGAGGCAGCGGCAAAUGGCAACCCAGAAGAAAUCCUCGUCGAGGACGAAGAGUUUGACGAGGAGCCCCAUGCUCCACCACCAGCCCCGGCCGACGGUCCCUCUGUCCCGCAAACCUUUGAGCCGGCCCUUCAGCGGGUUGAGCCCAAGGUUGGCCCCCAUGGAGGACCUGUCACCCAGUUCCUCGCGCUGGACAAGUGCGGUGCGGGCAAGGAGUUCAUUCAGUUCCUGGACAUCCCCUCUCCGGAGAUGUCGCCGGAGGACCAACCUCCUCGCCUCACGUUCGACCUCGACUGGCUGGCGAUCACACGCGCACUGCACGGCUACAUGUCGACAGAGUACGACCAGGCGCCACUUCCUGACGCGCCAAUCCUCGACGCCAUGAUCGACGACGAGAUUCAGCGGAUACGACAGGAGGGCUUGUUAGUCCCGGCGCCACUAAGCGAGGAGAACCUUGCGCAUGGCGCCGUCCCCCCAUUAGUAUGGGAGCGCGGCCCUGUGGACGUGGGUCGCGUACAGCAGUUCUGGCCAACAGCACCGCCCGAGGGCCAGCCUGGUGGCUCUGCCUCUGCUUGGUACACCAACCCUCAGACUGAGGCCUUCUGUGGCAUGCUGGGUAUUGACAACAAGGUCAACCCCCGGCCACAAUAG